AGGCUGGAUCACACAUCAUGAUCCUCAAUGUAUUAUUCUAUCUCUUUUAUAAUAUAAGCAUUUAUGGCACCAUUGCGUGACGCUCCCUUGCAGCUUUUGAGGCAGGUGUUUCAUUGUCAGACGGCCCCUAAGCAGAUGGGAGUUUCUGCUGUUUCUCGGUGUGGGGUGGAAAUAGCCCGUAUCUCCGUCGUCACCGGGCGCCAGCGACCAGGAAGCUUCGUAAGGUAUGGUCCAGUGCUGAUGGCGCACUCUGAGCUCUUAUUGACGCGGGGGCCCCCCGUGGAGCAGGGGCCCGUGGACCUGGGCGUUCUGGGCUUCCUGGACGCGCUGGGGGAGGAGAACAGCACGGCUGAGCGAUGCUACCGCUCCCACUCACGCAGCAGCGUCCUCCAGGGCCUGCCCUUCGGAGGGGUGCCCACGGUGCUCGCCAUCAACGUGGUGCUGUGGAUGUUCCUGUUGCUCAUAUUCUCCUGUCUGAGGAAGGCUGCGUGGGACUACGGCCGCCUCGCUCUGCUGAUGGAGAACGACAGCCUCACAUCCCUGUUUUAUGGAGAACCCAGUGAGAAAGAGAAGUCUCCCUCAGAGUCCAGCCCCUCGGACUCUGAGACCAAGGACAUGGGCUUCUGCUCGUGGCUCUCGUCACUUUACCAUAUGAAGGAUGAGGAGAUCCGCAGCAAAUGUGGCAUGGACGCCGUCACGUACUUGUCCUUCCAGCGCCACAUCAUCCUGCUCAUGAGCGUGGUUUGCCUGCUGUCUUUGGCCGUCAUCCUGCCGGUCAACUUUUCCGGGAACCUGCUAGGAGACAGUCCCGAGAACUUUGGAAGAACAACACUGGCCAACGUGAACGCAAACAACAGCCUUCUGUGGCUCCACUGCGUCUUGGCCCUGGUUUACUUCAUCAUCACGGUGCUGUGCAUGGCUCACCACUCGAUACGGCUCGAGUACAGAGAGGACGACAAGGUCGCCAGGACCCUGAUGAUCACCUCCAUCCCCAGAGAGAUCUCUGACCCUGGACUCAUCACCAAACAUUUCCACGAGGCCUACCCCAGCUGCACCGUCACCGACAUCCGCUUCUGCUUUGACGUCCUCAAGCUGAUGAGGCUGGACGUGGAAAGGCGCAAAGCAAUGAAGGGCAGGCUGUAUUUCGCCUCCAAGGCCCAGAAGGAGGGGAAGGUCACGAUCAGGACUCAUCCGUGCGCGCAGAUCUUCUGCUGCGACAUCUGUGGCUUUGAAAAGGUGGACGCGGAGCAGUACUACAGCGAGCUGGAGGAGAAACGCACCGACGAGUUCACCGCCGAGAAGAACCGCAUCGCCAUGAAGCGCCUGGGCAUCGCCUUCGUCACGUUCCGCGACGAGCGGAUGACCGCUGUGAUCGUGAAGGACUACAGCCGUGUGCACUGCCGCCACAGACCCCAGCAGUCCAGCAUCACCACGGUGGUGCAGUCGCACCGAUGGGGGGUCGGCUACGCACCCGCCCCCAGCGACAUCAUCUGGGAGAACCUGUCCGUGUGUGGAUCUCGCUGGUGGCUCCGCUGUGUCCUGCUCAACAUCCUCCUCUUCCUGCUGCUCUUCUUCCUCACCACUCCCGCCAUCAUCGUCAACACCAUGGAUAAGUUCAACGUCACCAGGCCCGUGGAGAGUCUGCGGAGCCCUGUCAUUACGCAGUUCUUCCCCACGCUGCUGCUGUGGGCAUUCUCGGUGCUGCUGCCCUUCAUCGUCUAUUACUCAGCCUUCUUUGAGUCCCACUGGACCAGAUCUGGUCAGAACCAAGUAACAAUGCACAAGUGCUUCUCUCUGCUGGUCUUCAUGGUCAUCAUCUUGCCCUCGCUCGGUCUGUCCAGCUUAGACCUGUUCUUCACCUGGCUCUUUGAUGUCAACUUCCUGGAUGAGAAGGAUGUGAAAUUCCAGUGCGUCUUUCUCCCGGACAACGGUGCGUUCUUCGUCAACUACGUGAUCACGUCCAGCCUGAUCGGAACGGCCAUGGAGCUGCUGCGGAUCCCGGCGCUGACCGUGUACUCGCUCCGCCUGUGCUUCGCCAAGUCCCAGGCCGAGCGGAUUCAUGUCAAACGGAGUCAGGCCUACGAGUUCCAGUUCGGCCUGGAGUACGCGUGGACCAUGUGCAUCGUUGCCGUCAGCAUGACCUACAGCAUCACGUGUCCCAUCAUCAUGCCCUUCGGUCUGCUCUACGUGAUCCUGAAGCACAUGGUCGACCGGUACAACAUCUACUACGCGUACGUUCCCACCAAACUCAACCAGCGCAUCCACAGAGCGGCCACCAGCCAAGUGAUGGUGGCUCCCAUCCUCUGCAUGUUCUGGCUGCUCUUCUUCUCCGUGCUCAGAUUAGGCCCGCUGCACCCCAUCACCCUGUUCACCCUGGCGUCCCUGCUCUCCUGCGUCGCCUUCUCCCUCCUGCGCGUGUGCCUUCGGAAGCCGCCCAACAGGCCGAUAAGCUACCAGAUGUCUGAUCAACCAGCAGAGGGGACAUUUACAGAUACAGACAGAAGUACUGUCACAUCGAGCACGGCUUCCAACCUGUUCGUGGCGUCCGUGCUGCUGGAGCCAGAGCUGGCGCUGACGCCGAUGCCGUCCCCGGCUCACCACGGCUACGGGGCCAUGUCCAGCGCCCAGGGUCCGAGUCACGGCCCCGCGGAGGAGGAGGAGGGGGAGGGAGAGCACGCCCAGACCCGCGAGACCGAGCUGCAGGACCCCCCCGACGCGUUCUGCUCCAGCCCGCUCAUGGACAGUCCCGUUGGCUACCAGUAGAACCAAAUGCUCCCAGCUGAUGACGCGCGUUCUUCACCCGAGGAACAGGUUGCUAAAUGUCGCGAUGCUGCGUUUUCACCACUGACCUCCAUCGCCAACUUGCUGCCUCAGAACCUUAGACUCAACCGGGCUUGUAGGAAAGGAGCCGAGAAGGAGCAGACUCCACAUAAACAUCACUACAAACGUCAGGCAGGAUGCCAGAACAUCGAUGUCCAUGUACAGAUUAUUUCAGCCAAACCGUGGGAGGAUCCUCGGCGCUCGCGUGGACACGAGUGGAGGUGAAAGUUCCCGUGGGAGUGGGUGUUUGUGAGCAGGCUUCCCCGGCAGACUGACGCCGUGGUGCGCUGCCUCGGAGGGAGCUCGGGGACAUGGAGGGUGAGGGCCAUCUGCAGUGAGAGCGCAGGCAGACGAGGAGUCGGAGGAAGUCGGAGGUGUAAAAUACGUCCACGCCACAGCGGCACGAGCAGCUUGACUCUACCUGAAGCUUCUUCUACUAUAACUACUGUCACUAGGAUUCAUUGAAGGCUGCUAUUUUUGCUACAGUAUUUUUGGUGUCAUUGAUAUCGCGCUUUGGGUUCUGGGAGCGGAUCCAGACGUCCCGUCGGAGGAUUCCCAUCUUAUACUGCUGUGUUUGCUGUUGUUAUUUAUUUCAAAUGAAAGGUUCUUGCGUGCGUCUGCUAAAUAUGAAGCAGCUUUAAGGACAGGAAGCAAAGCGGUGCGUGAACGCGACACCCGGCAGGAAAACGAAACGAGCACACGAGCAGUACGACAUCCAGUUACAACACAGAGUCGAAUGUUCACACCAGAGCCCGUCCAUCCGCUCUUUCGUAGAUUCCAAGUCUAGACCUAAUCCCAUUGAGAGUCAUCGUCAUGUAGCCCACGUCCAGUCCUUGGCGACGUGUUACUGCAGCUCUGGGUGCAAACAGAAGCGUGAGCCUAUUGGGUGGAUUCUGCUGUAAUCAGACCUGAUGUGAUCUCAGUCGGUGUCACUUUCUUUCUGGCAGUGUAGUAUUUUUUUUGUUGUUGCUGUUGUACAAAGUAAAUUGAUUUACCCACAAUGCUUUGUGACAUUCCUGCUGCUGUAAUGGACCAUGACGUUAGCGGCAUCAACCUGCUGUUCCUCUGCAUGUGGCUCCGUUGCAUUAACGAGUUGUGCAUUUCUAUCCGCAUUCUGAAGCUCACACAUGCUACUUGUUGAGUACCAGAGGGCGUGUCUUAUAUGUUUUAUGUUUUUGGGCUCAGUUUAAUUUUUCUUGGUGGGAUGAAACUGAAUGCUAACGCAUUGCUGUUCGUUAUUCCCGUCUCUUGCCGUGCCUUGAAGGAACUCUCCUUGUGUGACAAUCCAGCAUGGCCUGAAAUAUGCUGCAUGGAUGAAACUGAGGAGAAUUAGUCAGUGUAUGGGAGCUGCUUCACAAUGUUAACGUUCAACCCAGCGGCUCAUACGCAACAUAGGAACAAUAAUCUAAUCAUAAUAAUCUGAAUAAUAAUGACUUUAAAAGGCAGAUUAAUCCAACAUACAGGGAACUGUUGGAUUAUUCAACGUGGACGUGACCAAUAAUGAUUUCCGAGAUUGGAUUUCCUCUCUAGAAGGGUUAAAUCUGAUUUGAAUUAUAUAAAAUAAUAUUACUAUGAUAUGACAUUUUAAACCUCAUAUUUAUAAUUUAUAGAAUUGAUAUUCUUGUCCUUAAUAAAAUUAAAUGCCCACUUUCCAGUUCCUCGUGCUAUAAAACGGCCGAGAACUGGCAGCACAGAGGGUCUAAAGUGGUCAACGCAGGGAGAGAAAAGAACAUCAGAGGGAACGUUGAAGUAUGUGGCUCUGAGCUGCCAGCGCCUCCUCUGGGUUUCUCCUCCAGAGGCUUGUUUUACAAGUCAUUAAACGUACUUUCCUUUGAAAAAUACUACAUAAAACUUAUUAGGUUAUUCUUAGCUCUAAUGGCCAGGCAGGAUGGACAGUCCCUCAUGCUUAACUGGGUUUAUUGUAUCCUGUCAUGUCUGUUCUCAUGCUGUGGACUCGGCCGUCCUGUGUCUAUUUGUAGGUGCAUUAGCUUUCCAGAAAUGUCCUUUCCUUUUAUCUCUGGGUUAUAAACUGUGUAUCAUAAGUACAUGAUUUGAGAUUGGAGCCUGCUGUAACUGCGGCUUGUCAUUAUCUCCAUGAAGGUUGAGGGAAAGACAACGUUUCAGACCGAUCUCUGUCAGACUAAUGAGUUUUCAUUGUCAGCUGUCAAACGUCAAGUGCUGUGAUCUGAAAUUAAAAUAAAUGCAGCUCAGUCCA
This is a messenger RNA of Betta splendens (Siamese fighting fish), 5035 nucleotides long. It is a transcript of the gene tmem63c, whose product is annotated as transmembrane protein 63C. Lineage: Eukaryota; Metazoa; Chordata; Actinopteri; Anabantiformes; Osphronemidae. Gene Ontology annotation, molecular function: calcium-activated cation channel activity. Gene Ontology annotation, cellular component: plasma membrane. The transcript has 23 exons. The record is from RefSeq and is a predicted model, not a curated record. The coding region runs from base 64 to 2763 and encodes 899 amino acids.